GGUUGUUUCCGGUUAUCGGGGCAAACGUGGCGCUGUGGGAGCGGGGGAUAUUAUUCGUUGUUUCUUGUUCCACGAUUAUUUAAUUAAGUGCGUGCUCAGUUGUUGAAAUCGGGUGGAAACUCGAGCAUCUGCGGAUUUGAAAAUGGAGCAAUCAGGAUCAGAACUCGAGCAGAGUCUGUCGAGGCUCAAUGUGAACGCAGCGGAAUUUGUACCAUCAUGGGCCACCCCUGCGGCGCCGGACCCGCCGCCGCCGGAGGACGGGCCGCGUCCCGCCUCGUCCACCAACUCGUCGGCCACCACACCCGGCGACGACACGAGCGGCAAGCACUCGGCCGGCGCCGCCGACGCCACCGUUGACAACUGGGAGGAGACGGCCGACAGCACGUCCGAGGCCGUGACGCCAAACGAGGAGGAUGAGGCCGAGGACGAGGACGAGGACGACGGCAGCGAGUCCAAGGAGCUGAAGCCGCGCAAGAAGAAGGUGCGGCAGCCGUCGGAGCGCGAGAGCACCAAGGAGCACGUCAACAUGGUCUUCAUCGGACACGUCGACGCGGGCAAGUCGACCAUCGGCGGACAGAUCAUGUACCUCACCGGCAUGGUGGAUAAGCGGACCCUGGAGAAGUACGAGAAGGAGGCCAAGGAGAAGAACAGGGAGACCUGGUAUCUCAGCUGGGCGCUCGACACCAACCUGGAAGAGCGCGACAAAGGCAAGACGGUAGAGGUGGGGCGAGCGUACUUCGAGACCGACAAGAAGCACUUCACCAUCCUGGACGCACCCGGCCACAAGAGCUUCGUGCCCAACAUGAUCGGCGGCGCCUCGCAGGCCGACCUGGCCGUCCUGGUAAUCUCGGCGCGCAAGGGCGAGUUCGAGACGGGCUUCGACCGGGGCGGGCAGACCCGCGAGCACGCCAUGCUGGUGAAGACGGCCGGCGUCAAGCACCUGGUGGUGCUGGUGAACAAGAUGGACGACCCUACCGUCCAGUGGUCCGAGCAGAGGUACAGCGAAUGUAGGGACAAGUUGAUGCCGUACCUCAAGAAAUGCGGCUUCAACCCCAAGACCGACGUGGCAAUUAUGCCAUGCUCGGGCCUGACCGGAGCCGGCCUCAAGCAGCCCGUGGACCCGGCCGUCUGCCCCUGGUACAGCGGGCCGGCGUUCAUCCCGUACAUCGACACGCUGCCGUCGAUGCAGCACAACCCGGAGGGACCGUUCAUGAUGCCGAUCGUCGACAAGUACAGCGACCGGGGCACCAUCGUGCUGGGCAAGGUGGAGAGCGGCACCUGCAAGAAGGGACAGACGCUGCUGCUCAUGCCCAACCGGAUGUCCGUGCAGGCGGACGCGCUCUGGUCCGACGACGAGGAGGUGACGUCGGUGGUCGGCGGCGAGAACGUCAAGAUCCGGCUGAAGGGCGUCGACGAGAACGACAUCUCGUCGGGCUUCGUGCUGUGCGACCCGUCGCGGCCGGUGCCGACCGGCCGCGUGUUCGACGCACAGGUGGCCAUCCUGGAGCACAAGUCUAUCAUCUGCGCCGGCUACUCGGCCAUCUGCCACCUGCACACGGUCGUCGAGGAGGUCACCGUUAAGGCGCUGCUGUGCAUGAUCGACAAACGGACGGGCGAGAAGUCGAAGAGCCGGCCGCGGUUCGUCAAGCAGGACCAGGUGGUGAUCAUGCGGCUCGAGUCCAGCGGACCCAUCUGCCUAGAGGUCUUCAAAAAGUUCCCCCAGCUGGGCCGGUUCACACUACGCGACGAAGGAAAAACGAUCGCCAUAGGAAAAGUGCUUAAGUUAAUCGAGUGAACUGUGUUACUUAGUGGCAAUGUGCCGGCCGGGUUCGGUCGGCGCGUGAUGGAGGGAGAGACGUAGGGACAGCGGCUAUUCCGAUUGGCGGUGGUCGCCAGGGACGAGGCGCCGCUCGUGCCGGGUGCCGGCCGGCUCCUGGCCCCCACUCACCUAUAUCUUGUGUGAUGGCCUUAAUUUAAUGACCGCCGAUAGGCGAGUGCGUCGGGAGCAAGGACAGGUGCUGCCGUCUGGCGGGAUGACGCGAAACAGGAUCUGGACAGGUGGCCGAAGGGUGGCGGUGGCGCGGCGGGGGCGACUGUGCAGCAUUGCCGCCAUUGUGUUGAAUACAUAUUCUGAUAGAUUUUA
Pollicipes pollicipes is the source of this 2143-nucleotide messenger RNA. It is a transcript of the gene eRF3, whose product is annotated as eukaryotic translation release factor 3. The record is from RefSeq and is a predicted model, not a curated record. Gene Ontology annotation, molecular function: GTP binding; GTPase activity. NCBI's taxonomy places the organism in Eukaryota, Metazoa, Arthropoda, Thecostraca, Pollicipedomorpha, Pollicipedidae. Bases 143 to 1795 code for a protein of 550 amino acids. The transcript has 11 exons.